Messenger RNA from Pocillopora meandrina, 19477 nucleotides. NCBI's taxonomy places the organism in Eukaryota, Metazoa, Cnidaria, Anthozoa, Scleractinia, Pocilloporidae. The record is from the annotation of a GenBank genome assembly.
UGUAUAGUCGGUACAAACUUAACAUUUUUUUUAUUGCGGUAGUUUGAGGGUUUCGAGUAAACUGCAUGUCAACAGGACAGCAUCUUCGAGUUGAAGUCGUGGGACAGAAAAACUAACGAUUCAUCAAGAAGAAGUUAUUCACCGUUGCCCAUUUUUCCCAACGUUAUUAAUCAAUUCUCGAAGCUUCCAUUUGAUUGUUUGACCUGCUGCCAGUCGUGUUGAGAAAAUCGUGACGGACCGGUUUCGAGAUUUGGGAAGCACCGAUUGUAACGUUCCUUUUCGUUCAGGAUCAGAGGCAAAUACAAGGGCAUAGAGAGGUAAAAUACUACCAAGAAAUUCAUAUUGUCUUUGUGGAAUUUGCUUUCUCAUUAAAUAUGUUAUUACUCCAAUCAAAUGAUGACGAUCAAUGUUUUGUUGAGCAUUAGUAUGACUUUAGUCAGUAUACUUUAAUCCCUCCCAUUGUGAAUUUGAGUUAUGGCUUUCUUUAUCCAGAGGCUUUUGUUUCCGAAAUGAUUUGAAACGGGACCAAGCACUGUGUAGAUUUUGUAUUUGAGUUCGGAGCUUAGCGCUGAUAUUGAUGCAGGUCAUCGUAGUUAUUGAGUCAAUAGAUCAAACGUUGUCAUAAUCAAUUUUUAGCUCUUUGUGACGAUUCUAAGUUUAAGGCCUAUACUUGAAAUAAGUCCUGAAUCACGCUUUUCAUAGAAAUUUAAACAAAUCGAAAGAAAAUUCCCAGUUUAUUUGGAAAUGAUGAGUAUGCAAGGAAAAAAGCAGCUGCAGUCAGCUGCAGUGAAGUUUAAAACAUGUCGAACCAGAGAAACUAACUAAUGACGAGGUAUGCUAUCAAAAAAUCCAACAAAAUUCCUCGAUUUCAAAGAUUGCUUAGAUUGAAGAUUGAUACUUAAAACAAUGAUCCAUAUGUUUGAUUGAUUGAGACCCUCAGUUUUGUUGAAUUUUUCUGUAUAUUUUCUUCUACAAUAUCAAUUGCUUGGCUAGCAUCUAUUAAUUCAUUUGAUUAAUCAAUACUGAUACCAAAUAACUGCCUUCUGCAAUAUUUAUGAAGGCUAAAGUAGGUCACAGUGACUUUUCAGCACAGGAGUGCUUGUAAAAAUCACAUUUAAGUUAUUGUGAACCUUAAAAUAUUUGAAAACAUAUAAAUUUCAAUUUUCCUUCUAGGAAUACAAAUUGAACAAGAAAUGAGUUACCCACCACCUGCCCCAGGGGGCUAUCCAAUGUAUGGGGCUCCUCCAAUGCCAGGAGGGGGGUCCCAGUAUCCAGCACCAGGUCCAGCCUUAGGAUUUGACAGCAUAGCUAACCAACCUCCAAUGGGGGCCCCUGGGGUAUGUAUGUAAUUAUGAAGAACCAGGGCUGGGUUGUUCAAAGCUGACUUAAGAUAAUACAGUGUUAGUGCGGAAUUUGUUUUUAUAUCUGAAAGCUUUGAAAAGAAAUUAAUUUCAAUUCUUUUUGUGUGUAAUUUGAUGAUUGAAUGCUCUAAAAAGAGUUGAGAAAAUUAUCCCAAAAAGGCUCUUGAAUUAAGAAAUAAUGAAACCUGGAUCAAAAUUUUACCCUGGGGUAGAGCCAAUCUGGCUUUGAACAACUGGGUCUAGAGUGCUAGCUACUCUAUUAUUAUGCACUGUGAAAAAACAACUAUUGUGUGGGCUUUCAUUGCUCACAGAGUGUACAGCUCUAUUGAUCAGUGAUCCUAUGUAAAGGUGGAUAUUGGUAUGUGGAUAAAUUACCCUCGAAUGGAUAAUUAAGUUUGUUUUGUCAGCACUUAAUAUAUGACAGCACUGUGUUUAUCUACUCUCAAGCAUCAUUUAUUAACUGGAUAGCAGUAACUAAUAACAUGGGCCGGAGACAGUCUACAAUUACAGUCCUGUAAUUAUCAAAAAUCUCAUUCAUGAAAUAUUGUUCAGCUUCCUUGAAGAAGAGCUUGCUAUUCAUGAUCUGUUAUGUUCACAUCUGUUAUGUCCACAUCUCGAGAGUCAGAAUAGUUUAGAGGGAGGGUCUCAAAGCAAAAGGCUCAGAUUUUUUCACAUUGAUAGCCUAUGCCAAGCAUUUUAAGAGAUUUUUGCUUUUGCUUGCCAUUGGGCAAUUGUGAUAACUGUCAGUGAUCAAUUAUACAUGUUACACUCAGUACCCACCUUCUGGACCACCAAUGCCUAUGCCAACUGCUGGAGGACCUACUGGUAUGUAUCCUGGAAUGUCAAGCCAUAUGCCACCAGGAAUGUCCCAUCAAAUGCCACCAGGUAUGUUGAAAACUCCCUUUUAGUCAUGCCACCUGGUUUAAAGCCUUUUUGGGCAGUAUUUUACGGCAGAUAUUCUCUUUAAAGUUUCUUUUCUACCUAUUUCAAGGUCAAUAGGUACAUGUGUAACAUGUAUCCCUAUUCUAACAGACUUAAGUAGGAUCAAAAUUUCUACUUAAAAUUGAGCUUUGGGUAGGUUUUCUUUUCUUGGGUCAGACACUUAACACUUGCAGUUCCUUUCCAGACCCUAGAAUAAAAAUGGGUAUUAGUGAAUUGUUGGGAAAACUUGACUACAUGUGGGGGGUAACCUGUGAUGGACUAACAUCUAGGAGGAGAGGAUUCUCCCUAUAUUUCUUUGUGCUUUAGAAAUUAGAGUGAGUUACAACUGCAACUAGGUCCAUAUCAGUCUCCUAUGCAGAUUUUACCCAUCCUUUUUUACUAAUUUUUUUCAAUGUUGUUGAAAGGGAUUUUAUGGUAAUCUGUGCUACAGGUUAGGAAUCUUUAGUUAGUGGCUGUUAGUUCUGUAAAUUAAAAUGGCCAAUUUAGAUGCAAAUUUGUUAACAGCUAAAUUUAUGUUGUAUGUGACUUUACACCAUUCCCUCAAUGACUGAAUGUCCAAGUUUCUCUUAGUUGUAAUGAUUGACUUAGCCAAAAUAUUUGAAUACAAUUAAAAUAAAUGUACUUUUUUAAAUACAAUUAUGUUCUUUUUCCCGUAAUUUGGUUCACAACUAAAAGAUCUUAUAAUCUUGUUAUCAAGUUGUUUUAAUUUUCAAUUGAUAUCCUUUUGACUUCUUCCUUGUCUGUACUGAUGUCAGGUAUGCCUGUUCCAAGCCCUAAUGUUGGCAUGCCAGCUCCUGUGCCACCCACAGCUGGUGUGUAUGGAUCAGCAGGACCAUCUAUGCCACAGCCUGGAUAUCCUUCUGGUAAUUUAUCAUUUGGGGUAAGAAUCAGUUGUUGGACCUACUGACAGAACUUUAUAUAAAAUGCUCUAGUCAUGUGGGUUUUAUUUUCACAAGUAAAUGAAAAAAAAUCACAUUUUGUUGUUUUCUCCCUUAUUUCAAUUUUAGGGUGCAGUAAUGGCCACUGCAGCAUUUCCAUCUCACUACAGGAGUCAAUUUGGUCCUUCUCCUCAGCCCCAGCCUAAUUUACCCAUGGUGAGUUUUAGUAUCAUAAUCUGACUAGUGAUGUCCAACUAUUGCUUUCUUGUGUCCAGUAGUCCAAAUAACUUUGAAUAUUUUUCAACUUAUAGCAGAUUUAAGGCUGAUCUAAUUUUGUAGCUGAUAGUGUUACUAGUCAUUAUGUGAAAUAAUUAGGAUCUUCUUUUGUGCCAAAUUCAACAACAAACUUUUUGCCCUGAAAAAGAUGGAGGGUUUAAAACAUUUCAUUUUGGGUUGUAUGUUUUUGUGAAGAGUCCACCCCCAAGUUUUCCUCCAUCAGCUCCAGCUAUGCCAGUGCAGCCAAGUGCACCACCACCUGCUGGUCCAGGAGGUUCAUCAACUGCGACAAAAUAUUCCUCAUCGUCCUCACACUCGUCUUCCUACUCAUCCCACUCUUCUUCUUCUUCUGUGAGUUCCAGCUCAAGCACGAAGGUACUCAGGAAUAUGUUAUACAAUUAUAUAUACUGGGUGGAGUUGAGCAUAAAGGCAAGAACUGCCUUGGCUGAGGUUGGUUUUGUCUGCUGGAGCAAAAGCUUGCACCAGAUAAUGCAAUCAUGGUAUUGGGGGCUGGGGGUCAUGUUUUUUGCUGAAGCCUAAGGCUGAAGUGGAUGACACAAAUAUUAAUGUCUUGGGGUAUAACAAAAGGAGCAAAAAACAGAAGAUGAAAAAGAAGAAAGUGCCAGAACAAAUUACGUUUUGUUUAUUAUCUUGUGGAUAUUUUUCUAUCCUUUGAAUGAGGGGGGGAUUCUUUUAUUGCCUCUUGUUUUUGUUUUUUUUUCUUUACACAUACAUGUUUGUUUGCUUGUUUGCUUUUCUUUUUCAGUACAUGAACUUUUUUUUUCCAACAGCAGCCAAGAGGGCGACCAUCCAUCAAGGAGCUUGCCAAUUUUGAUGCGCAGAAAGAUGCUGAAGUACUGCGGAAUGCAAUGAAAGGCCUAGGUGAAUAUAGACAAUAAAUAGUAUUGUUUCACAACACUAUAGACAUUCUAUUGUUGUUUAAAUUAAAUCUAAUAUUUUGACAGGCCACUAUAAAAUUUAAAAAUUAAUAAGAAAAAAGAAGUUCCUCUCAUUACAUGUGCAUUUUUUUUUUGUAUGAAGUUAAAAAUGAAAGACAUGAAUUCAAGGAUCAGUAUAAUAGGAAACAAAUUGAAAAUAUUACUUGCACAUGAUAGUUGUACUGAAACUGUGUGUUAAGUGCUGAUGUUCAAUGGAAGAUAUUUUAGAAUGGUUUACUUAAAUUUUGGGGUGAGUCAAAAUUAUAAGUGUCUCUGAAUUUCAUUAAAAAUACCUUUAAUUUACUAUUUUAGUUUCAAAUUUUUUAAUACUUUAUCUGUCUUUUCUGUAAUCUUUUAAGAAUGUUUUUGUGGAGUUUGGGACAAUGGAUAAAGGGUUUGUCAAAGAAAAAAGGAAAAAUCAAAACCUUUGGAGCUUGAUUGUGUGUUCAACCAUCAGCUUCUGAAGUCGUUUUAACUUCCAAGUUACGUAUUUUAUAGAUCAAAAUAAAUUUUCCUCCAUUUAUCUGUAGGCUGUGAUUCUAAAGCCAUCACUGGUCUUUUAUGUACAAGAACAAAUGUUCAGAGGCAGAAAAUUGAGUUGGAAUACAAAACGAUGUAUGGAAGGGUAAGUUCUGUUUUAUGACAUGUUGAAGAGUUAAAAAAAAAAACUCAAAAGAAUUAAGAAUUAGAAGCCCAGGGCUAAGGAUAGCAUUAGCAUUAGCGUGAAAUUAUUCUUCACUUUGAUUACUCAUCGUUUUUAACCCUAAAACUCCCAAAAUCUGAUAUUCAAUUCUCCCCUCGAGCAACCAAACAUUUCCUAAUGAAUUAGUUACGAGAGUUUGGUGUUCGAUCAAGAUAUCAAAUUCUACCUGAAAGUUUGAAUAUUCUCAUUACUUGUUUGCUGGAUAAAGUUUGAAUAUUAAAAGGAGAAGUUGCGGGUUAAUCACGUCCGCGAGAUGUGAUUUUCGUAAUAGCUUCCGUAAGAGUUGUCAGUGUCCUCUCGCACUGGGUAAAUAGCCACUGUGGGGCUGAUCAUUUUACCUGGCUUUAUAAUAGGAGAAAUAUCCUUAUAUAAUUCUGUACCGAACGGAUGUCUUUCUCGGGCGUAGUCCCUUGUUCUACCGUCACGUUCGUCUUAAGCGCCAUUUUAUUGAGAUCAUUUAUGUGGCGUAUUUCUUACUUGUCUAAGAGUCUAUUAUUUGUAAACUUACUGUAAUCUCCUGGCGGAGCCGUCACGUUAGGAGAAUGUUUAAAAAAUGUCGCCUUUUCCAGUACUUCAGGAUCUUUUCAUCCUUGACCAUCAUCAGUCAGUUUGCCUUAAGUUUUUGACUUUUUGGUUUCUUUCCUCAAGAGCAAAAUAUUUUAAUCAACAGUUUUUUGCUAAUGAACUUAAGGGCAAUCUGCAAAGUGCCCUUAAACUUAUAUCGUUUUGUUUGCAGGAUCUUUUGAAGGAUCUUAAGUAUGAACUGGGUGGUAAUUUUGAGACUAUUGUCAUUGCUCUCAUGAUGCCAUCGGCAGACUACGAUGCAACGUCGCUGAGGAAAGCGAUUAAGGUGUGUUUUGUGAGCUUACUCAUUAGACGCUGACAAUGUGUUGAUCAAGUUAGAUAAUGAUUAAUUGGGCAAGCCCCCGGGCAUUUGAACUUUUGGAGAUUGGUUCGUUCAAAUUCCCGUCCCCUGGGGCCAAAAUUGUGUUCAAAUGCCCUACCCAAGUGCUAGAUUUGAUGUUCAUAUUUUGUAAAAGGCAGCAUGUGCGUCUAGUCAUUGGCCAAGCUUUAUAACCUAGACCUUGUUCACACUUUCUCCUGAUUCAUUUGCACGCGAAAGUGGACACUUUACCUUCAGACGCCUCCACAUUUUAAAGAUAAAACACGUUUAUUCCGCAUGAAAGACUCAACGCUGCUGAUUCAAAUUCCCUACUGCUUGGGCACAGAUGACAGUCAAAUGCCCGAGGGUUGCGCUGGGAGAGGAUUUUGAUAUUGAACCGUUCUGAUGAACUGAAUGACACCAAUUUUUGGUACGCUCUUCUAGGGUAUCGGAACAGACGAAAGCGUGUUGAUUGAAAUUUUGUGUACAAGAACCAACGCAGAGAUCGUUGCCAUCAAGCAGUCCUACCAGCGGAGUGAGUUUAAGCGUCUACAAUUUACGUUGUUUAUAAAUUUCGUCAUUUCAUUAAGACAUGGUUAACUUUUAAAACUGUUCGUAUGGUGAACACUUUUUGAAAAGCGCCAUAACUGGCGAGAAAGUGUACUCUACAUGGGGCAGUAGACUUCCACAUCGAAUUAUGUGAUAGGUCGUAGAGAAAAAAAUGACACAGAACUCUCUCCGUUUACCACAUUCAAAUUUCGAGUGAGCAUGUUGUUUACACUUCAGCAUCAUUUUGGAUCCGUACGUUGAUAACAGUUACGUAUUCCAGCAAUGGUUUGUUUGGAAUAGUUUGACUGAAGCCUUUUUUUUUUUUCGUUUGCCUUCUUUUCUGGAAGUCUUCAGUAGAGAUUUGGAGAAAGAUGUGGCAGGAGAUACCUCUGGCCAUUUCAAGAAGUUUCUCAUCUCUUUGCUACAGGUGCGUGGAUGAGAUAAACCUUGGACAAAUGAUUUGUGCCGCACUGGCAGAGUCUUUUGAGACAUAUAUAAGUCUGUGUGUUAGGCUGGCGAAUUACUCAUUAACCGUGAAUUUUGAUUCCUUUGUUUUUCAUGGUUUUUUAGGCUUACAGAGACGAAAGCCAAACAGUUGAUUUGGCUAAAGCGGCAGCGGACGCGCAGGUUUGACCAUUUUAGUCCUUUGCAAUAAUUGAAUUAAAUCCUAGUAGGUUAGGGUAUUUGGGGGGUGAUAGGCCAAGGUGCAGAUGGCCUGUUGUCAUGCUCAAACAUGACUGUAACCAUAACAUAUUUACGGAAGCCGCUUUAUGAACUGCUCUUGGCUCCGUUCAGAUAACUCGGCUGUCGAAAGCUUCAUUUUGUUUAAUUUGUGCACUGACCUUUCUCUUUCGUUAACUGACACUUGUUGCUGCAUGAAGGUACUCAUAGUUGGCCCCUGUCAGAUUAAUCCUUCAAAGGUUUUUUAAAAACAGUAUAAAAUUUUUUCAUCUUCGCCAUUUGUAAGUUCUGUAAACUUUUGUAGCCUUAACCACCCCUCCCCCUGGGACCUCUGAGAAACGAGUCCUAGGGCCGAAGUUUUCUGUUUCUUUAUAGCUAAGCGAAAAGGACUCUGUCACCUGUCAUUUGUAUUCAGCUCCUUUAGCUGUGAAAGCUUAAUCAUAAAUGCUCGGCAGCAAGAAUAACCUCACGAACAUAUUGAAUGCAGGUUUUGUAUAAAGCCGGUGAAGCCAGAUGGGGCACAGAUGAAUCAAAGUAAGUUCAUUCGAGUGAAUUAUUCUGUUUUGUACCAUGCUUGUGACUUUUACUCCAGUCACGCGUUCAAAGACUUUACACGUUUUAAUUUUCGUUUUCAGAUUUAAUACCAUUCUUGUGUCAAGAAGCUUCCCUCAGUUGAAAGCCACUUUUGAUGAAUACUCUAAGGUCAGCUAGUCAUCGUAGUCUAGGUUGGGUUCUUUAUAAGUGUCGCUUUUAACACAGCGGUUAAACGUUGGGCAUGCGCACCGAAAUCAUAUUUAGCGCACCAAUUUCUAGCGCAAAAUCUCAAAAGAAAACAAGAUACAGCCGCUGUCGCAGCCAGAGAGCACACUACCUAACCAUCACACCGUUGACAUCUGCGCAGACGUUGGACUGCUGUGUUACCGCUUUCCACUUGCAAGAACUGAUCGGAUUUAAUGUCCUGUCGAUAAGCCUUUUUCACUGAAACACCUGUAUGCAAAUUCGCUAUACUCUUCUCAAUACAUUACCUAAGGUAUUGAGAAGUUGUUAUUCAAAAUGAUAAGUUGUCCAACAACGAACAGCUUCUGUAGGUGCUGAUCAUUUCCUCUAAUCUCAUUACCUUUAUGUUUGAUUCAGUACUGAUAUUGUAAUGAGAAAUUGGAUGCAAGUCAAUGCGGGGGCUGGCUUAAGUUUAACAGAAAGGGACCCCAUCUCACACGCUCGUGCAGUGCGCUCACAACAAAUCGACGCUUUCUUGCAAUUUACAUAAAUCAGAAUCCGCUCUCAGUUCAAAUCGCUCGGACCCAAUUAAUAGAAAGCACUUUGUAGUUGUUGUUCUCUUAGGUCACCUUUUAGAAAUGACGCGUUGGAAAUCUUGUCUUUUCAGAUAAGUAAAUAUGACUUUGAAGAUUCGAUCAAGAGAGAGAUGUCAGGAGAUUUAAGAGAUGGGAUGCUCACAAUAGGUAACACGUUUGUGUGAUCAUAAUAUGUGGUGACAUAUCUGAACGCAAGGGCAAGUUCCCUUCGUCACGAUUUUGUUUUUAAUGUCGGUGUGUAGAUGAUAGGUGCAAAUCAACAUUUUUAGAUAGUUCAGUUCCUUGAAUGAGAAGCUGAAGGUUAAGCCAGCUGCUGAUAGUGGAAAAUAAUGUAAAUUAUAACCUCUGCUGUUUUUUUUUCUGUUUUGUCUGGUGUAGAUGUAAACCCAAGCGAUAUAACUAAAUCAUUAAUCUUUUCCCUACUAUUCGUAUACUCCCUUUCCGUGUAGGUGAGAAGGAAGUCUGUCUGGAGGGUAAUGUCAGCGUCUUUAGCUUUUAUUUUUAUUUUUUUCAGUCCAAAUUGUGAGAAAUGCUCCCUCAUUCUUUGCUGUAAAACUUUACAAGAGCAUGAAGGUAGGCCAUUCAUUGAAUUUUUACACCUGGUCCUGGGAGAAAGGUUUGGGUUUAAGUUUCCGCCUUUCCGUUGGGUGAAACGAGAGAUUUCUGUCGUUAGCUAUUUGACGAAAAGAAUCCACUUUACUGGAAAAAGCAAGCGUGUCUUUGAAAAUUAAACCGUGAGAACACAAGUUCAAAGCCUGUCAGGUGCUUUGUGUUUGAUACCUUGGUCCAUCAUCAUCGCAAAAGACUUCUAUAAAAGUUGAAAAAAAAUAUAAUAAUAAUAAUAAUAGCAGUGAUAAUAAUGAUAAUAGUAAUAAUAAUAAUGUUAAUAAUAACAAUAAUAAUGAUAAUAAUAACAACAAUAAUAAUAAUAAAAACGGCAUUAAUAAUGAUAGUGAUGGUAAUAAUAUUUAUCGGAGGAAUUCAAGGAUUAGAGCCCGAUACGUUUAGUAAGAAAUAGCGGCGAUUAUUCAUAUGGGAUAUCGAACCUUCUAUUGCAUAAAUGACCCUCUUCUGUUUAGAGCAUCACAUUAAACGAAAAAACGUAGAUUUUCUUUUAAUCUUUUUCUUGUUUUGUUUGGAAACCAUUCUUUAUUCGCUCUAAUUCUUCGCAGGGUCUUGGAACAGACGACAGCACGCUUAUUCGAAUCAUUGUUACACGGUCAGAAGUCGAUUUACUGGACAUUAGAGACGAGUUUGCCAAACUAUACCAUAAGUCUCUGGCCAAAUUUAUAUCGGUGAGUUUUUUACUGUUUUUGAUUCGUAAAACACAAAUACAAGAUGUUGAAAGGACCUAUUAACCGCCGCCGGGAAUUUCAAGAAGAUAUCCAGGGCAUAAACCUUCACUCAGCCUCUACCCAGAGCAAACGACCUUUUAGCGCGUAGAUUGGAACGAAUCAGUACUGACUUAAUGAAACUGCCAUAUAUUGGUAAAUUUAUCAUAUAAAAAGCGAGACAGACCUUUUAAAGCUGGACACAGUUUCUUUUUGUGGUUUCAGGACGACACUCGUGGAAAUUACAAGAAAAUACUUCUCAAUUUGAUUACCGACAAUAAGUAGGGAAAGACCCUACAUACUCGUAGAAGAAGGAGAUGUUCCCUUACCUUACCUGCAAUUAUCGAGUAGUGUAUGAUGUAUCAGGUGCCCGUGGUAUUUGGCAAAAAUGGGGAAAAGUCUUGGAUAUCACAAAAAAUGUGAUUUUUGCAGAGUUUUUCGGCAUUUUUUCAGUGUUUUUGAUCAUCGAAGGGAAUUCGUUAGAUUAAUGUAUUAUGCAUUGCAGCCUUUGAGAUAAAAUUUCUUCUUGGUUUAACAUUCUUAAUAUCCUUUUAACUUUCAUUUAUUGUUUACCCACCAUAAAAAUAGAAACCAGUUUGGUUAUAAAAUGUGUGCUUGUUUUAAUAGUAAAGCUGAAGUAUUCUAAUUUAUGAUAUUCGACGUUCUCUUUUCCCUUCAACCAUUUUCCCACGCCUAGAGUAUUUCAAUCCUCUACCGCAGAAAGAAUGAUUUGGUCUGCAUUUAGUUUGAUUGAUUCGGGGUCCUUCACUAGAGGAUAUUUUCCUUUUAUUGCCUUUUAGUUAGAAAAUGACUAAGUUUAUUGCAGGAUAAAGCCGAGAAUGUUCUGAUCGCAUUUAUACAAUUUUUUGUUGUGUGUAAGAGUCAAGCUCUUUCCUCGGAGUGAAUUCCCAAGAUACAAAAUCUUACGGUACAUAUAUAUAUAGAAUAGUGUGUUUACCUUCCUUUUCUGCACAUAGCUAUAAUGGAAAACGUAGUGGCAUAUUUUUCUUGAUCGACUAAUUUUAUUUAUAUUAUUGUUUUUCGUUGUUGUAGUUGAAAUUUUCUUUUGGCUCGUUUUUUAUUAGUAUUUUGUUUGUUUGUUUUUGUUUGUUUGUUUGUUUGUUUUUUUUACAAAUAUCACAAGGUUCUGGGGCAAGAAUGUAUGGGGUGUAGUUAGUAACGUACUUUUAUAACGUAUUUAUAACGUAUUUUGUUCAAGGGGCGAAAAAUGUACAGCUGCAUAUGCGAGACUGACAGUUGUAUAAUUAUAGUUUGUGUAGUAUGCAGUACGACUGCAGUUAUUGCGAUAAUCCUUGAACUUGAAAAUUAUUAAUCCCACUAAAGGCGAUGAGCAAUAAAUUCCUCUUAAUAGCUUAUUAUCUCUACCCGGUUUGUUCCUACAAGCCUGAUAAGCACGAUGGAACUUGCUUAAAAUUAUUGUUAGUUUCCUUUUAUGGGAUUGGAUGAUUUGUUUAAGUGACCUCGGUGGUAGUAGUGUCAGUGUGAAUCUAGGUAUUCAAGAGGAAGUAGUACAUUGCUCAGCACAUUUUUUUGAUUUGCCGCACGUGUAGCUCGAUAUCUCGUGUAUUGGUGUUCUUGAUUGCGACCGUCGUAAAGCACGGCUUUUUAAUCCUGCUAGUUGUUGCACUGUAAAAGAAUGGAAUGGACAAGAAAGAAUUAAAUAAAUUAAGUAGUUAAUUCAAAACGUGCUUCGUACAGUCAACGAUUAUUCCCAUUCUAUGUAUUAUUUAUAGCUUACGGAACUGAACCGUUUACAGGACGAUGCCUUUAUCUUUAAGAGGACUGGGAAUUCGAAAACUCUUGUUCUUUUUACGAGUUGACCGCGAUAACUAAUAAAAAAAUUUGCCACAGCAAAGUGCUCUGAAACUCCUUUCUUUUAUUAUAUGGAGAAAAAAAAAACCUUUCGAACAAAGGAAGGAACUUAAAGAAAUUGGUAAGAGACGAAUCAGUAAUAGUCAAAAUAACUUAGCGGGGGAAUUGCCCAAGAUGAAUAAUUAAGGAUUGGUGGUCAAAUCGUAAUUCGCGAUUUUGUGAACACGUACCUUUAUUGUUUAGCACCUUAGCGAGUUGGCAGGUGCGUUAUUAUCCGACUGAAGUGGAAAAUCUUGCAGAGGAUCGCUUGAUCGGCGAGAGAGCGUCACUCAGUUUGCGGUUCAAUUGUAAGGUUGCUCUGAGGUUGUUCAUUUUUAGAGAAGAGUUCACCUGUCAUAUCAUGGUAAGUUGAUCUACAAUCUUUGGCGUCAUUUUUCGCCGCCUUUUGAAUUGUGCUCGAUCGCUUUUUUUUUUUUUUUUUUCUCGAUAUCAACCCUUGUGAGGUCAAAGCUGUUAAUCCUAUUUUCCUGUUAAAAACAUUACUUUCCCCGACCAGUUUAGGGUGUCACUAACUGUUAUGGAUACAAGUCAGUAAUGUUUGCAAGUCCGGGAACGGUGGAAAAUCUCUUCCUUUUCUCGAGUUUUUUUUUUUUUGUUUUUUUUUCCAGUUACGUUGUGUGUGUGUAUCAUCGAGUCCCUUCGAAUCCCAUUAUUUAGUGAGAUACAAGCCACAGGAAGCUGAACGGCUCGUUCACGCUAUUUCCUUUAAAAGAAUCUUUCCACUUGGAAACGACAUUUCCUUAAAAAUAUUUGCAACUUAGGGAAGUGGUAACUAAUACUCAUUCAUGAUAAUUUCCUUCAGUCUUGGGUUGCAGUAAAGCCCAUGCCUCAUUUGUAAUUGGCAUUUUAAAAUAAUUACUUGGUAAUAUAAGAUGAUGCGAUUUAUUUUUGUUAAUUCCUCAAAGUAUUGGUAGGUAGGUCGCCACUUAGGUGCAGUGCAGGGCAGUCUAAAAAAUUUGGUAAAAAGAUAUCGCGGUUUUUUGUCGACAGCGAGAGUGUAUUUCAGUUCACAUCGGACAAGCAGGCGUUCAGAUUGGUAAUGCGUGUUGGGAAUUGUACUGCUUGGAGCAUGGAAUUCAGCCUGAUGGCCACAUGCCUACUGAUAAAACAAUUGGUGGCGGAGACGAUUCCUUUAACACUUUCUUCAGUGAGACUGGUGCAGGAAAACACGUUCCUCGAGCUGUUAUGGUAGAUCUUGAACCUACGGUGGUUGGUAUGUUCCAAACGAAAUCAAUUGUUCUUGUUAAGACGAUUAAUAUUGAAAAUGUACCUGUACGUUUUAUUGUGGUUUAGUUUGCUUAAGUGUUUCAGUCACACAAUCGAUUUCACGCGCGAGUUAGCGUUGCGUCAUUUCCGUGUAAUGAUUUCUUUUGUAAAACACUCUGAGGACCAUUUUAAACGAAAUUUAGCAAAGUUAGUCUGAUAAUUUAAGGAGAUUUUCGAGGUGAUUUUUUGGUGAAUAUUUGGAGGCCUGAUUAUUUUUUCAUGGGAGGUGGAAUAGACGAAGAUAGAGAUAAAGCCAGAGGAUGUUUGUGAAGGGGCACUGUUUGCUUUUUAUAUCGAUUCUCUCAAACACCUGAUUGCAUCUCAACGUAACCUUUUAGAAGAAGCCAGCUAAUUCCCCCCGGGAAAUUUCCAGCCAAAGUCAUCCUCUGCGUCUGCAUUCAACAUUCUACCUCGAGAGACGCUGUCUCGAGGAUAUAUAAUUUAAUAUUUUUUAAUUGUGACUUUUUAAAACAGAGUGUUUUUGUUUUGAUCCAUAGCAACUCAUUUACUUCUGAAACACAACUUUACGAAUAUUUUGUUAUGUCGGAUCUUUUCCUGCCAAAUAUCACUUCAUUUUCGAAUAUUACGUAGGAGGUUUGUCACGAGGUGAGAACUUUACCAAAAUAAACUGAAUUUCCUUAAUCCUACACCUAUCAAUGCUGUAUCAUAAGAGGCCUUUUCGUUCGGAAAGCCUCACCAAAAAAAAAUAUGUCAACAACAAACUGCUUAUGAUUCUCAUCAAGAAGUUUCAGAAAAGCCUGAUCGUGCCAGGAAUGAAUUAUGUUUAAAUACUUGUUGAAACAUUAUGGAAAACUUGCGGAUGGGAGCUUUUGUGAUUGAUUGUUUACAUACGGCAGGUGCCAUCAACAAUGUUUGGAUUUUCCCAGGAUAUUGGAUGAAAUUUUUCAAAGCAUAGUUUGUUUUUUUCAGAUUUUUUCCGGUGAGAUUUAUUUGAAAUCAGUGACAAGCCUCUUGCCGUGUUUUAUUUCCUUAUUUCACAAUUGAAAUCAAUUAGAUUCUUUUUGCUGCAAAGUUUUCUUGCAAUGACUUAAUAAUUUUUACGCUAAGUUAUCAUUUUGUUUCACCUAAUGAGUUAUGGCAUCCUCAUUAAAAAACACCACAUUCGUAAAAUUUUUGGCAUAAUUAGAUAUUUUGAAGGCGUUAUUAAUCAGUGGUGGCUCAUUGAUCAUUAUCCAAACAGUUGGAUUUCCGAGUUCGUUGCAAAUUAUGUUCAUCACAUGCUUUUUCUUAUUUUAGAGCAGUUUUGAAUUGAGUUUCGAAAAACCAAAACCAAAGUAAUCCCAGCGACCAAUCACAGAAAAGAUUUACAUUAUCAUCAGCCAAUGAAAACAAGCAAACUGCUUAAAGCGCGGGAAAGCACGAAGACCAGAUUGCGAUUGUGCGUCUGAUUGGUGGAGAGGAUGGUGCGAGUGUUCUGAAUCAAUCAAAGAGCAAAAUUAAGUAAAACCAAAGCCAUUCCAGACUACUUUCGACACCCAACUGAAAUUUAUCAAAUGUCGAAAGUAAUGGGAUUUUUUUUUUUUUACUUCGCAGCACCCUUUUAUUGAUCUACGAAACUUGCACUACUUUUCAAACCAAUCAGAUGCAAAACUAGAAAUAGUAGUGAUUUGGUCAGUCACUCUCGUUUUCACGCAGUUUAGGCAGUUUCCUCGAUUUUACCUGGUCCACUGUGGAUUUCACCUUUCUUGAUGUAACGAAUUUAAGAAAAGUAUUGCAAGUAUCCUCAUGCUCAUGCAAAUCAUGAGUUCAGAAUUCAGCUCAGGGAUAUGAUUGUCUCGCCCAUGAAAGAGAUACUUGGAAUAAUUGGAGGGCUUUAAUACUUGUCUAAGGGCCUUGUCCUCGCUCGUCAACUUGCCGAUACUGGAAGGUGUACGUUUCUCAAUUGUUGGCUAUUCUUAAAAUGAUAACAAUAGCAAAAGGUAUGAAAAAGAUCCAAAUAGAACAACGCCAGUCGGUAAAAGUAAAUUUUGCCGAUUCCUUUGCCUUUCCUUUCUUUUCUUUUCUUUUUUUUUUUUUUUUUUUUUUUUUUUUUUCAUCGAGUUCUCAAUGUAUUCAGGUUUUAAUGGUAGAAAGUUUUCCUUGUGUUUUCUUUGGUUGCUUAUUGUUUUUUCCUCUUCCCAGAUGAGGUCCGUAUUGGUACAUACCGCAACUUAUUUCAUCCCGAGCAGUUGAUAAGCGGUAAAGAGGACGCCGCUAAUAACUAUGCGCGUGGGCACUACACUGUUGGAAAAGAACACAUCGAUCUUGUCCUUGACAGAAUCAGAAAAGUGGUAUGUUUUUUAUCUGAAGCAAUAGCUCCAUGAAUCAAAAUGCUUCCGAUACUUUAAAUACUUGUGUUUAUCUUCCUACUUCGUUUUUCAAAAAACUGCAUUGAGGCAACGAAAAGCAACACCAUUUGAACCUCUGUAAUCUAUUUUAAUAAGAAAACCUUUUGUGCGAAAGAAGUAAUAAAACCGCUGCGAAGGGGUAAACUAAACCUUGUGACAAACCAGUAAAAAAGAACAAAGAAAUUAUUAAUACUAAUGAAUGGAAGACUAAGAAAUUCAAAGUAACGUUUAUUUAGAAACUUCGUCUAUAGAAAUAUGAAUAAGAAAUAAUGUGAUAUAUUAGUUUUCAAUUUCGUACAAGUCCUAGUUCAUAUGUCAUUGUGGAACCAGGGUUGUGGCGGAAGUGAGACCAUUUGUUUCCUACUUCUGUUUCCAACUUCUGCCCAACAUGAGUUAAACACCCACACCAGUUGUCACAUAUGGUUAUGGUUCUUAACUCUGAAAAAUUUUUCAUGGCUUCUCCAGCCGUACUUCCUUCAACAUAGAAAUUUCCAUUCGACCAGAAAACAGGGGAUGACGAGCGACUCGGUGGAAAUGCCAUAGCUGAAUGUUUCUUGAGCAAUAGUUUAUUUCUAUUUUCAUAUGACAUUCUUUAGGCAGACCAAUGUACCGGUCUUCAGGGAUUUCUUAUUUUCCACUCUUUUGGCGGUGGAACGGGCUCUGGGUUUACUUCUCUUCUCAUGGAGCGCCUUUCGGUUGACUACGGCAAGAAGUCUAAAUUAGAAUUUUCCAUCUACCCCUCCCCCCUGAUAGCCACUGCUGUCGUGGAGCCAUACAACUCGAUUCUCACGACUCAUACCACCCUGGAGCAUUCUGAUUGUGCAUUCAUGGUCGACAACGAAGCCAUUUAUGACAUCUGUCGUCGCAAUUUGGAUAUAGAGAGACCCACCUAUACUAAUCUCAACCGACUGAUUGGUCAGAUUGUGUCCUCAAUUACAGCUUCCCUGAGAUUUGACGGAGCACUGAAUGUGGAUUUGACAGAAUUUCAAGUGAGUUGACGAACGAUGUGAUACAAUUCUGUUAUAGUAAAGUCAGACCAAUGAGCAAAACUAAACAUUAGACGAAUUCUUUUGAUUUUCGAAGUUCAUAUUUUAUUUAGAAGCACUCUCUUUACCCCAAAAAAUAUUGGACUCCAGCCGAUAGAGAAAACUCAUCAUUACAGUGUGGGUGGGGAGGGAAAGGCAAAUAGUACUCCAAACAGACAGGGGAUUUAGGCGCUCUCAGACUUAUGCUGCUGGCUUUAGGGAAUUAACCUUUACGACUGUCUAUCACAAUCAACAGUAGUUUCUUGAAACUGGUUUGAAUUACUGUAUAACAGACGAAGAUUCCAACUCUUGUCCCCGUUAAUGAGAGUCAAGGACCUUAGGCCAAGACAUUAUUGUUGGAGACAGCUUCGUCAAGCGUCCUCCUGUGUAGAAAAUAAAAAAGCGAACUCGCAAGGUUUAGACUUGUUCGUCUGCCCUGAAGUAAGGACAAAUUUUGACUUCAUGUCCUUAUGUUUGCAUGUCUGUCCAAGACCUCAAUACUCGACCCACGACUUACUGUUGAGAAUUCUUAAUUCUUCUUGACUUUUCUCUGCACACUUAACAGACUAACUUAGUGCCAUACCCUCGCAUCCAUUUUCCUCUCGCCACCUACGCGCCAGUUAUUUCAGCUGAGAAAGCUUACCAUGAACAGCUGAAUGUUGCCGAGAUCACGAACGCUUGUUUUGAACCAGCCAAUCAGAUGGUCAAAUGCGAUCCACGUCACGGUAAAUACAUGGCGUGCUGCCUGCUGUUUCGUGGAGAUGUGGUACCAAAGGACGUGAAUGCCUCUAUAGCUACUAUUAAGACCAAGAGGACCAUACAGUUUGUCGAUUGGUGCCCUACUGGAUUUAAGGUAACGGAGGGAAGAUUGUCCCAUAUUAACCCUUUGAACCCUAAGAGUGACUGACAUCUAAUUUCUCCCUACAAUAUCAUCCCUGAAUCAAAGAUUAAGGUAACGAGAAUGAAGGAAAUCGUCACCACCUAAUGGAGCUCUUGAUUGUUAAAGAAAUUCUCCUCGUCAGCACCUUAGGAAAUUUAUAGAGAACAGUAUGGAGAAUAUGUUAUGAUAUUAGGGUGUAAAAGGUUAAGGGAGCAACAGGCGUUUAAACUGAGAAAUACCGUCGCAGUUACUAUAAAUUUUUAUAUAAUAAGCUCAGUUAUGCACGCAUUCUGACUGGUUCUCACUUAUGAUCUAUUGAAGGACAGACGUAUAGAUGACUUCAUCAUUAAAACUUUUUUUAAUUCUUUAUUAUCUAAAACAAAUAGAUUCCAAGUUGCCGUGCGUCUGUUCAGUAAUAGAUCACAGAGGACGUCAAAAUGUGGUAAGAACAUCAGUGACACACUCGGCUGCGCCUCGUGUGCCACUUUUUUGUUCUUACCACAUUUUGAUGUCAUUUGUGAUCUAUUACUGAACAGACGCACUGCAACUUGGAAUCUAUUUGUUAAGUAGAAACAACGCACGUCAGGAAGCAUACGUCAAGAGAGGUUCGUCGAGGAAUGUAAUGAUGUCUACACAACUUUAUUCAGAUAUUGGAUCGGAUUCAUAAAAUUUUUUAUCUUUUUCUUUCUUAAUUUAUUCGGAUUACACUAGAUCCGCACGGUAAAUGAAAGUUUGUAAAUCAUCUCUAUGGCCUUACCCAGGGGAAAUAACAUGUUUUGGAUAAUUCUUUAUUUUCACUGUGGUUUUCCGUAGGUUGGAAUCAAUUACCAGCCCCCCACGGUCGUCCCAGGUGGUGAUCUAGCUAAGGUACAACGUGCAGUUUGUAUGUUGAGCAACACGACAGCCAUUGCAGAGGCCUGGGCUCGAUUGGACCAUAAGUUUGACCUGAUGUAUGCGAAGCGUGCGUUUGUCCAUUGGUAUGUGGGCGAAGGAAUGGAGGAGGGAGAAUUCUCGGAGGCUCGCGAAGAUCUCGCUGCCUUGGAAAAGGAUUACGAAGAAGUAGGAGUGGAUUCUCUUCACGAAGAAGGGGAAGCCGAUGAAUAUUAAAGCUAACAUGUUUUAAUCUCGGUUAGAUUAAGUGUACUUAACAAUUUUAUCUUGAUUGAUCGAUUAAUUCGAUGAAUUUUUCACUGCUGUGGUGUUACUCUUCCACUGGGUGUUUCCUUCGAGCCUCGGUUUUCAUUCAUACACUCAGAGUACUUGCUAAGGCACUACUCUCGCAUUAUCCCUCCUCGAUCUAUCCUUAGUUUAGGUGCCCAGCGUCAGCGCGCUUUUUGAGAAUUGAAUUUGCUUAUAAUUAACUCACACGGACGGUUUAGAAGUGGAUAACUUUUUAUAAUGCUUUGGGAAAGAAAUGAGUCCGAGCGCAGAGAAAUCCAGCCAAAAAUGUAAGUAUUGUUUAGUUUUUUUUAAUUGAGGUGCAUUCUGUGGGAUGAUGCAUCUGCGCUAAAAAUUAAAAGCGGAAUCCAAUGAGAAAAAGAGCAACAGUUUUAAAUCUCAAGGGCACUUUAAAUAUCCGCAAUAUUCGCCACCGCGAUCAUUACUCGAAGUUAGCCGGACGUCUGAUGUUUCCAGAAUGAGUUCACUCAUUGUAUUGUCCGAGUUCUUGCUUGAUUUCUUUGAUGAUUUCAUUUGGUUUAAGUUAAUCUUUUAGUUCCUUUUCCUGUUUUGUGGGACGGACAGUAGUACUUCAGUAGACGUUUGGAAAAGCUCACGAAAGCGUCACUACAAUGUAAACGGAUCAAUGUCAGUAUAAACAACUCUGACGAGAUCAGCUUGGUUGCCACGUGUGUGGGAAAUGUCGUUCACCAGAAGAAACAUCUGAAAAGCUUUUCAUCGUAUCCUUCGUCAGUGAUUUUUCCGUAAUAAAAUUAAGUAUGUGUGAAACAACGUGGCUUUUGAAAGAUAACCAUAUCCAAUUUUUUCAUUAAUCUCCGGUGGAGAUCUAGAAAUUUAAUCCUCUAAGUAGAUAAAACGUACAAAGCGACGUUAUUAGAUGCACAAGCAAAUCGGUCAGUAAUGAUUAUCGACGUUAGUAUCUUAAGUGUAUCCAUUAGGUACAGGAAAACGUGCGUUCAAGGAGACAUCUGUUAGUUCAAACUUUGCUUUUUAUAUAAACUCUGCUAUUUUUAAAACAUUCACCUUUGCUC